This is a messenger RNA of Macrobrachium nipponense, 5205 nucleotides long. RefSeq names its product CCAAT/enhancer-binding protein-like. The record is from RefSeq and is a predicted model, not a curated record. The transcript has 2 exons. The coding region runs from base 293 to 1180 and encodes 295 amino acids. Gene Ontology annotation, molecular function: RNA polymerase II cis-regulatory region sequence-specific DNA binding; DNA-binding transcription factor activity, RNA polymerase II-specific. NCBI's taxonomy places the organism in Eukaryota, Metazoa, Arthropoda, Malacostraca, Decapoda, Palaemonidae. Gene Ontology annotation, biological process: DNA-templated transcription; regulation of transcription by RNA polymerase II.
CAUUGUUAGUCAGUCUGCAACGAGCCCUUUCUGGCGUAACAACUCUUGUAGAGUGGUGAGGAAACUAAGCGAUUGAAUCGAACUCUUGGUGAAACUUUUACCAUCGCAGGAACUUGUCUACGCUUGUUGUCGGCGUUUGAACUUUGAUAAUAUUCUUGAAGUGUGAGUGAAAACAAGAGCCACCACCACGGCAUCUUAUCAAGACUUUGGGUGUGAGUGGGGUGACUCAAAUAUCGGCGAGCUGGACGACACGAGAUACGGAGCGGGCGUCUCGCCAUGCCCACAGAGCAAUAUGGAAUCUCCACAGUUGUACGAAAGUGCCGAUUACAAGAAGGGAGCUAACAUUGGCCCUGUCAAAGUCAAAAACAAUCUUCUUUACGCGGGAGACGACUACAGUGACCUGGCAGAGUUGAGUGCCCCGGAAAUAUCUCUCGAUCUCCACGGACUAAUAGACGACUCCCACUUCAACGACGGACUCAUUCAGGAUAUCCAGGGACUGUCAGUUGAUAAGAACAAUUCCCUAGUUCCCCGAGGCCUUGGCGCAAAUAAUAUGUACAAUCCACUCGCCUACAUACCCCAACCUGUUCACGGAGCUUCACAGUUCGACCGGCACUUUGGCGAACGCCCACAUCACAACUCCCGUCCCAACAUCAAAGAGGAACCCCAAGAGUCCUCUCACGAAGUCGCCCCUCAAGAAUACAACUCCUGCGCCCGUGUAGGGGGAGGUAUGGCAGGGUAUGGGGCGGCAGCCGCCGCUGCCUCUUACGGAGGCGUCCCUGCCUAUGCCAAUAUGACACCUACGACAGUGCCAGGUGCUGAUGGCCACUGCAAGUCUCCACUGAGGUCCCCGAGUUCUUUGGGGAAAAUUAUGCCCGGUUGUAAGAAAAACGUAGAUAAAAACAGCGACGAAUACAAGAGACGACGCGAAAGAAAUAAUAUCGCCGUCAGGAAGAGCCGGGAGAAGGCAAAGGCCAGGACUCGCGAAACAGAGGAAAGAGUCAAGAAACUCAUCAUGGACAACGACAGGUUGCACAAGAAGUGCGAGUUGCUGAGCAAAGAAGUCGCGGUUUUCCAUUCCAUGUUCGCCAACGUCCACUGUCUACCUGAACACGUUCAACGCGAGCUCCGCAAACAGAUGGACGCCUUCAGCCAGCAGCAUCAGCACCUCGUGAACAUGUGAUGCCGUCAGCAUCCGCCGUUGCAGCAGCAGCAGCAGCAGCACCAACACCAGCACCACCACAUCCAAAUCCACGACCUCCCAGCCCACAGCGCCUCCGCCACCGCCGCCAGUUCUCCUGAAGUCCCUCAGCCCAGCUCUCCACAGUACACAUGUCUCUGAUUCGGCCGCCACCUCUUCGACCGCAGCGCUGGCGCAAGCGGCUGAGGUGUGGCCGCGGGUUUGGACGUCGUCGUCGUCGCAACCUGGGGCUUCAAUAUCUACCAGCCACUGCAGCUGCAAUGAGAGCGAGAGAAAGAAAGAAAGAAAGAAAGAGAAAGAGAGAGAGUGAAAGAGAGAAAAUCACCUAGAGAAAAAGAGUGAGAGAAAAGCUCGAGCGAGGAUGGAGGAUGGGGGGUGACAAACUAGUCACUGAUCACUGUCCGGGCGGGACACUCGAACCCCUCCUUCGCAGGUGGUUGACGUAUAACCCGCAUUUGACCAAAUCAUCAUCACCAUCUCCACCACCGUCGCCAUCACCGUCAUCCUUUUCAUGAUCGUGAUCAUUGUCAUCACCAGUUCAUCAUCGUCAUCAUCAUUAGCAUCAUUCAUUAUAUAUAAUAAUAAUAAUAAUCACCAGAAGAGCUACCUGUCAUUAUAAAGUGGCCCUUAUUAUCGUGUGGGGGCCACCCUUGUAAGCAUACCCAAGGGUGAGCCGCCUUAUUCCUUUUGCCUACAAUCAAUCUCUUGUCGUUGUAGACGAUCAUCAUCAUUAUUGCUAUUAUUGUCAUUAUAAUUGCAAUAAUAAGAUAUUAUUCAUUAUUAUUAUUAUUAUUAUUGUAUUAUAUUAUAUAUUCAGCAAGAGUAAGGAAGUGCGACAAGAGGCAGGGAAAGGUACAAGGGCUGAAGGCGGGGGACCUUCCCCCCCCACCCCUGUGAUAUGCGUUCGUACCUUCUUCGAUGCAGACAAAUUUUUGCACAAACGUCUGUCCGUGUUUAACCUGAGAUGUGUGGUUGAUGGGUGAUUAUUUAUGGAAGAGGAUAAAAAUGUAGAAAUAUAUAGAGAUACAGAUUAUUAUAUAUAAUAUACUUCUAUUUAGAUAUUUUAAUGAAAAAGAAAAUCAAACUUUGUAUUUUAUGUUGACCUGUAAAUUAAUAAAAAAAACGUGAAAGGAAUAUUAUAUCAAUUAUAACCCAAUCAUUAUUUUUCAAAGUUUGUCCUCGAUGAAAUUAUAACAUGUAGACAGGUCUAUGAUAUUCCCUAAAUAUAGGGACUGUUUCAUAUUGUAUGUGUUGUAUUUAUCCAUUCAUAUAUAUUAUAUAUAUAUAUAUAGAUAUAUAUAUAUAUAUAUACAUAUACGAACACAUACUUCUAAGAUAGUGAACACAUGUAUACAGAUAAUUAUUGACUGAUAAUGAUACAACAGACCAGUAAGAGUGUUAUCAUACUAAGCUUUUGUAAGCUCUUGAAAGUAGACAAUUUGGUUGCCAGUAUGAGUAAUAAUUUUUAACGUAAGUGCAAUUAAUGAGGAAUACAAUUGCUCAGUGCUUUAGCGUAAAGUGUCGAAAAAGAGAAGGAAGGAGGGAGAGAGAUAGAGAAGGAAUGAAGGACGGGCAGUGCCACAGGGCCAGCCGUCCAGAGACAACAGUACUUAUCACUUGGUCGAACUAUGAGAGUAGUGCACACAAUGUGAUAAUAUGAACGAGUGAUCUGAAGAGAAGAAAAUUAUAAUGUUUGGUCGCUCCAGAAUCUAGGAUUCUGAAUUGUCUCCAGACUUUUGUUGUAAGAUGGAUUUGCUCAGAGGUGUUGUACGUAACGGCCUUUCACAGAUACACUUUAGAGAAGAGAAGAAUAUUUUUGUAAAUGUCAGUCGAAUCUAACCAGAAUUUUUGGAAGAUGAUUUGGGGAGAUUUCCAAAGAUGCCACUUUUGGUUCUUGUCGAAUUCAUCAAACGUGUCAUUCUCUUUCGAAGUUUAAAAAACGUUCAUUUCAUACUAAACUGGCAAGACCUCCACUAAAAUUUAUUUUAAUUAUUAUUACUACUAUAUUAUUAUCAUUAUCAUUAUUAUUAUCAUUGUCAACGUCACAUGAAAAUUUAAUGUGCUGUAUGUUUUGUCAAAUCACUGUUCACUGUCGGUCUGUAUAGUUGUAUUAUGGUAAUGUCAAGCUUUCAAUACUUAACAAAAAUCCUUAUGUGUACGUCCGUGUCGUCUUCAUCACUAUUUUAUGGGAAGUGUUCCACUUGUUGGUCGUUGCAUGUCUGCGUGACAUCAAGAUAUAUGUGUAUAUUUAUAUAUAUAUUUUGUAUGUUGUUGCAUUGAAGCUGUAGCCUGGGUUUCCCCUUUCUUUAGUGAAGGCUGGUCACCUCGUUCCAUAUGGCGGCCGAAAGCACCAAUAUUCUAUUAUUAUAAUAAUAACAAUAAUAACAUAGGGUACCUGAUACCUUCCCUCUCACCUGGGGUCCCCUCCGGGAGUCAUUCAAGCAUUUCGCCUGCAUUCAUGUGCCCUCUUCUCUCUCUCUCUCUCUCUCUCUCUCUCUCUCUCUCUCUCUCUCUCUCCCCAUUCAUGUACAAACACGUACUCUUCUGAACAUAGUUUUAUGACAUGCUUCCAUACGUUCUCUCUCUCCCUCUCUCUCUCCAUGUAUAAAUAUAUAGAUAUUUAUAUUUUUGUAUGUAUAUAUUUAUAUGUAUCCAUCUGCCUGUCUGUCUGUCUAACACGCAUAUGGCACAACAAAGAAAAGCUCAAUUAAUAGAAUGUUCUGAUCCAUCAUACACAUUGACAAUAUUGCCCAUUCCAUAUCAGUGUAAGUAUAUCAUUAUCAAGAUGUAAAUAGAUAGAGGAUGUAUGUUUUGUGUAACUGUAUUAUAGUUGACAGAACUUUGGUAUCGGGUGAAUGCUGAGGAUGUAGAAGAGUAAAGUGAUUACUAGAGGCUAUAUAUACAAAUAUAUAUUAUAUACCGUCUCCGUCCUGUCCCCUUGAAUGUCAUCAUCCCCAGUGAAAAGGACAAUAUUUCUACCGAAGUUCAUUUUUUACAAAAAUGUUUCCCCUUCAUCUUGCCGAAAUUCUAGUUUCUCCUGCUCUCUCUCUCUCUCUCUCUCUCUCUCUCUCUCUCUCUCUCUCUCUCUCUCUCUCUCUCUCUCUUUUCUGUAGCUGAUGAGCUCAUGCAAAUGUUAUUGUCACUUCAUUGAGGAAGCUCACUGUAUACAAGGCGUCCUCCUAGAAUUUCUCAGAGUAACUUUCGUCUGUCUGUCAAUUUGCAUUUUCUUCGGCCUCUCCAGCUGCGUUGUCCUGAACACGACAAACUCGCAUCCAUAUCGAACUCGUACAGGGUAGAAUUGUUCUUGGAUAUUAGUCCUAAGGUAAACUUUCAUGUCAUUUCAUGUGCGGAGCGUUGUUAAGAGUAUUUUUUUUCUGAGGUUUAAUUCCGAGAAUAGACCAGUAGCAAAGAAUGUCUUAAACGUGUAUAUUGGACUGGACUGUAACUUUUGUGCUCAAUUGUUCUUGGGAAGACGUUGUCCUGGACUGUCUGCCAGCGUUGCACAAAAGAACCUUCAUCACACCUUGUAUGUUCUGACUUCAACUCAAGUGGAGAUGUCAUUCUGUAUUAUUGUGACCGAACUUUGUAGGCAUACGAUUGUAAAUGCAGGUUUGAGCAAUGAAGCUUCUAUUGGUCAGAGGCUCUUUCAUUGUAACAAUUGUCGAGCCUUUUCUUCCACGAGAGAGAAAAAGAGAAAGAUUGGGUGAGUGAGAGGAGAGCAGUUAUUGAGUUUGUUCUUGACGCUCCUUUGCUAACUCUGCUGGAGUUUCACUGGUCGAUGAAACGGCUGAGAAAGUGAUAAAUAAUUAUGUCCACAAUGUUAAGAAAGCAUUUGUUGUAUUCCUAUUAGAAUGUAAAUGGUAAAUGGUGGAGUUGAAUUUCUUAUGUAUUGAUGUUGAUAUGAAAGUUAAGUUCCCUUUGUUAUGUAGAGAAAGAAAUCACUGUAUUGACUAUAGAGAACAAUCUGGAUGAGAAUCAGAUGAGUCAUUAAACUCUAUUUUGAUAAA